This is a messenger RNA of Meloidogyne enterolobii, 1515 nucleotides long. The record is from the annotation of a GenBank genome assembly. Lineage: Eukaryota; Metazoa; Nematoda; Chromadorea; Rhabditida; Meloidogynidae.
AUGCUCAUCCAAACAACUAAUUCUUCUGCUAGUCAUCUUAAUAAUUCUUUUACAAAUUUAAUGGAAAAUAAUUCGAAUAAUGAGGAAAUAUCUUCUGAAGAAGAAUCUGGUGGCCAUGAAUAUUUAUUUGUAUUGCCAUUUAUUGUACUUUUUGGCCUAUGUGGCAAUAUAAUCUCUCUUGUAGCUAUAUUUCAUUCAAGACUUCGAAAAAUGCCAGCAAAUCAAUAUUUGAUUGUUUUAACUAUUGCUGAUUCUGUUUUUUUAAUUGGAAUUAUUAUGGUUUUGUUUAAGGUUGAUUAUACAGACUUUUUGCCUUGUGUUUUGGUUGAAUAUGUAUUAAUGACUAGUUCAUAUGUAAGUAGUUGGUCUAUUGCUGCAUUGACUUUGGAACGUUAUUUGGCUAUUGCUCACCCUUUAAAACAUGUACAAUAUGGACAUAUUAGUCGGUGGAAGACAAUGUGUUGUUGGCUUCCCUUACCCUUUCUACUCAAUUUGGUUCAAUUCUUUUCUCUUUCACCUCCAGACGAUUCUACAAGGCUUGUUAGAAAAUGUGAAGUUAAAAAUGGGGAAUUACAGAUGAUUGCCGAACUUUUGGACGUCCUUUUAUGUUAUUGCCUUCCUUGUUGUAUCGUUGUUGCUUUAAAUUUAAUAAUUGCUUCAAAAGUGCGUAAAGCAGAUCGUUCAUUUUAUAAUUCAUCUCCUCCACCCCAAUCAUCAAUUAAACGUCGAACAUUUACAAAUAAUCGCCCAGCAAGUUUGUCUUCAUUAAAGAAAAAGAAAAGUUUAACAACAUCUUCGGCUAAAAGUUCUGUUGGAUCUACAACAAUAAUAACAACACCUAGAAAAAAUUCGGCAUCGCAAAAAUUGUCUAUGCCUUUAGGGGCGUCGACGAGAACUGCUGGAGGUGGAUCACUAGCCUCUUCAGCAUCUUCUGCUGGCACUCGUAUACUUCUUGUAGUUCCUGUUGUUUAUAUAUUAUUAAAUACUCCUUUUUAUUUAAUUCGACUUAUUGACACGAUUGCUCUAAAUUUAUUCAAUUCUGACGCCUUUCAAGGAAGCAGUGGAAGUUUGGCAUCAAAUCCCUUGCUAGCCUCCCUAUACAAUUUUGCCCAUUAUUUAUAUUAUGUCAAUUUUUCCUGUGAUGUAAUUGUCUACGCAUUUUCUUCAGCAAAUUUUCGACGAACAGUUUUAAUAGCUUGGAAAAGAAUUUUGUGUCCAGGAUGGAAUGGGUCUAAUAACGCCUUAAUUUUAAAUAAUACAACAAAAAUUGGAAGAGAAUUAAGUUCAAAUAAUCCGAAGAAUUUCUCAAUUCGUUCACGUUUAUUACCCCAAACACAUUUAUUGUUGGUACAACAACAACAAAUGACACCUAAAAAUAAUAGACGUUUAAGUAGUUGUGUUAAUGGAGAAUUAAAUAAUAAUAGGGAAGAGAAUGAAGAAAUGUGUAGAAAAGAAAGACCAAAAUCGUUUAGUAAUACGUUGUUGAAGCAAAAAGUGAAUGGAAAUUUUAAUUGA